Messenger RNA from Porites lobata, 1140 nucleotides. The record is from the annotation of a GenBank genome assembly. Lineage: Eukaryota; Metazoa; Cnidaria; Anthozoa; Scleractinia; Poritidae.
AUGACGAAUACAACGACCAAUUCAAGCUAUGCCAGCCCCAAUCUGGAAGCAACAAGAGAAAGGAAGAUUCUAAAUUCAGAGCCGGUUCCUGAUUGGUACGAGGCAAAGGCCACUUUUAAGUGGGGCUGGGAGCUUCACUGGAUCUCAUUCGUAGUUUUAUUUUUAGGACUAGCUGUUUACUCUUCUGUGCGCCUGGUCGAGGCUUCAAAGCGGCGUCAUUUGAGGGAAAAAGUAUCCCGCAACGUCUCGUAUGCCGUGCAUUCAAUGAUAAUCGUCCUCGGGAUAACCCGUGCACUGGCACUUGUGGUUUUUCCGUACGAAGUGACAACCAACAUCAACAAUGCCGAUGUAGUGAUUCCCCUUUAUGUUCAUAGAAUUGUUUUUGGUCUUGGCUUUCCCUGCUUCAUGGCAGCGUUCACUCUGAUCCAGCUAACAUUCACAGCAAGCAUCAAGCCUACUCCCUUGACGUACUCCAAACUGCGGAAAGUUCGCUUCUUAGUCCUUAUCAUCGUGGGACAUUUCAGCGUUGUGAUUAUAGCAGACGUGAUCACGGCUUUUGUCGAAAACACCUCCGCGUUAUUCAUGGUGUGCACUGUAUACUUGCUGUCUAUGACUCUGUUUACGGGCAUUCGUAUCACUAGAAGUGGCUACAAAGUCUUUCGAGAGAGCAGUGAACAUAGGAGAGUCACUGCAAGACCGGGCCUUCGAGACACACAGAAACCGUCUAUUAAACGCGCAAAAUUCAACUCUAAAGCUUUACGCAAAGUGUUUAUCAUCACCGUAUUAACAAUAUUUUUCUGCUUUGCGCUUUUUGCGUUAAAAAUCUACGAUCUAGUCGAAGUUAUAGAGUUUACUUUCAUUCUAGGAAAAGAUAAGAAAGUAGAGCCAUGGCCUUGGUUUAUUCAUGAGACCUUAUUUCGGUUGACAGAGUUUGGCUUAGCUUGCACGGUUUUGUACGCAGUUUCACCCUUUAAAAAGCGUCGAAAUCCUUUGCUUUCCUUUUGUUGUUGUUGUCGUAAAGAAGAAAAGCAGUGUGACGUCAGCGUGGAGAUUGAACCGCAUGCGCGAGAAAGAACAGGAACAAAUGAAAUGGUGUUGUCCAGUCCACCUCCCCACGACCCUUGCAGCACGCAUUUGUGA